GGGGGACGCCGCGCUGCUGAGCCCGGCCGCCGCCGCCACCGCCCGCGGGCCCCAGGCGGGGUGCAGCUGGGUGCCACAAGAUUUGAGGUGGUGGGACCUGACGACAAGAUGUCUCCUCUCCCUGUGAGUGACCUCGAGGCCACUGAGAUGACCAGCGCAGCCAGGCCCAUGAGCACGGCUGGGUGUCAGUAGCCGGAGCCGCGGCCACUGGGCAUCAUGGUGUGCUAGGCUGAGCGCAAGCUCAGGAUUUGCACUCAGAUCAUACGGCGCAGAGUCACCGUGGAGAGGCCAGGGUACCACAAACUUAUGGAUUUUGACAAGAAAGGAGGGAAGGGGGAGUUGGAGGAAGGCCGGAGAAUGUCCAAGACCGGCACAAGCCGGAGCAGCCAUGGCGUCCGCAGCUCGGGGACCAGCUCAGGGGUCCUGAUGGUGGGCCCCAACUUCCGAGUCGGGAAGAAGAUAGGCUGUGGGAACUUCGGGGAGCUCCGCCUGGGAAAGAAUCUGUAUACAAACGAGUACGUGGCUAUCAAACUGGAGCCCAUCAAGUCCCGGGCCCCGCAGCUGCACCUGGAGUACAGAUUCUACAAGCAGCUCAGCACCGCAGGUGGGCGAGGCGGGGCGGGGCGGGGCGGGUCCCCGGCGACUCCCACCCGUACUGGCCUCACCCGCGUGUCCCCCGCAGAGGGCGUCCCUCAGGUCUACUACUUCGGCCCGUGCGGUAAGUACAACGCCAUGGUGCUGGAGCUGCUGGGGCCCAGCCUGGAGGACCUGUUCGACCUGUGCGACCGCACCUUCACGCUCAAGACGGUGCUCAUGAUAGCCAUUCAGCUGAUCACUCGUAUGGAGUAUGUGCACACCAAGAGCCUCAUCUACCGCGAUGUGAAGCCCGAGAACUUCCUGGUGGGGCGGCCGGGCAGCAAGCGGCAACACGCCAUCCACAUCAUCGACUUCGGGCUGGCCAAGGAGUACAUCGACCCCGAGACCAAGAAGCACAUCCCGUACCGCGAGCACAAGAGCCUGACGGGCACGGCGCGCUACAUGAGCAUCAACACGCACCUGGGCAAGGAGCAGAGCCGCCGCGACGACCUGGAGGCGCUGGGACACAUGUUCAUGUACUUCCUGCGCGGCAGCCUGCCCUGGCAGGGGCUCAAGGCCGACACGCUCAAGGAGCGCUACCAAAAGAUCGGCGACACCAAGCGCGCCACGCCCAUCGAGGUGCUGUGCGAGAGCUUUCCAGAGGAGAUGGCCACCUACCUGCGCUAUGUCCGGCGCCUGGACUUCUUCGAGAAGCCGGACUACGACUACCUGAGGAAGCUCUUCACCGACCUUUUCGACCGCAGCGGCUACGUGUUCGACUACGAAUACGACUGGGCCGGGAAGCCCCUGCCGACGCCCAUCGGCACAGUACAUACUGAUGUGCCGGCCCAGCAACCACACCGGGACAAAGCCCAACCCCACAGCAAAAAUCAGGCAUUGAAUUCCACUAACGGAGAGCUGAAUGCAGACGACCCCACUGCCGGUCACUCUAAUGCCCCCAUCGCGGCCCCCGCAGAAAUAGAGGUGGCAGAUGAAACCAAGUGCUGCUGCUUUUUCAAGAGGCGAAAGAGAAAAUCUCUGCAGAGACACAAGUGAAGGCGGGAAUGUCUGCAGCCCAAGGACCCCAGGUGUCCAGGAGACUGGCAGAGUCCUCAGCAUUCCCUGGCUCCCUGGCCCAACUCUGGGCACCGUACCCCGGGCCAUGGGGUCACUUGGUUCACGUAAGACUUUGGUGGAAAUCUCUACACCUGUCUCUCGGCCCCUCCAAAAGCAUUAACUAUUUAAAACCAGGAGGAGAGGAGCGCUGCACUGACCCAGCUGCGCCCCCAUUAGCUCAUAAAGUCCAGCUUGUCCCCCCAUCCAAAGGCCAUUUUCUCCAAAGAGGGGGGCAGGCCCACGGCUGGGGUGUCAAAUGGGGAGGCUUUGGCCUCCACCACCAAAGGGGAGGCGCUUGCUACCACCAUAUUGCACCAAAGCUGGGCGUAGAGUGGGCCGGUGACCCUGGGGGACUGGCCGGGUAGCCUGGGUCCCAACAACCCAGGUUGGCCAUGACUGGGCCCCUGCCAGGCCUGGGGGACAGAAUCGCCUUAAUGCCAGGCCCUGCCCGGGGCAGCAGAGGUGGCACCUUGGUCCUCAGGGGAGGGUCAGGUGGGUGCCGGCCGGGUGGUCCUGGGAGUGGAGUUCUUGCUUCACCAAGUGUACAAAGAGGACAUUCAUGUUUCUCCAACGCUUCCUUGAAGCCAUAGAAUUUAGGGGCUUUUUUAAAAAAAUAAUAAAAAGGAAAUCACUCUGGAGGGUAAA
Nannospalax galili (Upper Galilee mountains blind mole rat) is the source of this 2337-nucleotide messenger RNA. It is a transcript of the gene Csnk1g2, whose product is annotated as casein kinase 1 gamma 2. The transcript is spliced from 11 exons. The record is from RefSeq and is a predicted model, not a curated record. Gene Ontology annotation, cellular component: cytoplasm; nucleus; plasma membrane. Gene Ontology annotation, molecular function: protein serine/threonine kinase activity; ATP binding. Gene Ontology annotation, biological process: endocytosis; peptidyl-serine phosphorylation; positive regulation of canonical Wnt signaling pathway. NCBI's taxonomy places the organism in Eukaryota, Metazoa, Chordata, Mammalia, Rodentia, Spalacidae. The coding region runs from base 307 to 1632 and encodes 441 amino acids.